AAACUAUUGAUCAUUCAUUAUUUUCUAUCGAAAUAGAAACUGCGAGAAAAUUCGCAAGAAAACUUCAACAGAAAGAAAAUAUCACAAUAACAAAGCAAAACAAAAAAUCGUUAAAAUCGAAUAUUUUCUGAUAUAAUUCAGCUCUGUUAAACGUUGAAAUUUGAAUCGAUUUUCUGAAGAAUUAUUUGAAGAAAAAGUAGAGAAAAAAAUGGUGGCUGAAGCAGAGGUUGUUGUGUGUCAACAAAGCGUGGAUGUGAAGUAUUUUCCGAAUAAAGGAAGCAAUAAUCACGAGAUCGGUGAUGUAGAUUCGAAUUUUGAUCGAGUUCGUGUUUCUGAAUCAGUUUCUGCUGAGUUACUUACUACAAAAGAAGAUGUCAGGACUACAGAUAAAAUCUCGGAAGCUGCUCUUGACUCUGCGGUUCUGCAAUUUGUCCCCAGCAUCCGUUCCGGUAGUUUUGCCGACAUUGGGCCGCGUAGAUACAUGGAAGAUGAACAUAUAAGGAUAGAUGAUUUGUCAUCUCAUCUGGGAUCACUAUACAAUUUUCCUAAACCAAGUGCCUUUUAUGGGGUGUUUGAUGGUCACGGAGGACCUGAAGCUGCUGCUUAUAUAAGAAAAAACGUUCUAAAAUUCUUCUUUGAGGAUGUCAAUUUCCCUCAGAUAUCUGAAGUUGAUAAUGUAUUUUUACAAGAGGUAGAGAAUUCCCUCAGAAAGGCUUUUCUUUUGGCAGACUCAGCUUUGGCUGAUGAUAGCAAUGUGAACACUUCAUCAGGGACCACAGCUCUUACUGCUUUGAUAUUUGGAAGGCUUCUAAUGGUGGCAAAUGCCGGUGACUGCCGAGCAGUUCUCAGUCGUAAAGGAGAGGCCAUUGACAUGUCUCAAGAUCAUAGGCCUAUUUAUCCAUCAGAGCGGAGGCGAGUUGAAGAAUUGGGUGGCUACGUAGAGGAUGGUUAUCUUAAUGGCGUUUUAUCAGUUACGAGAGCACUAGGGGACUGGGACAUGAAGUUACCUAGGGGUACUCCCUCACCUUUGAUUGCAGAUCCUGAGUUCCGCCAAGUGGUUCUAACAGAGGAUGACGAAUUCCUCAUCAUAGGAUGCGACGGCAUCUGGGAUGUGAUGACAAGUCAGCAUGCUGUUAGCCUUGUUCGUAAAGGUUUGAGGAGGCACGAUGACCCAGAGAAGUGCGCCAGGGAUUUAGUUAUGGAGGCAUUACGGCUCAACACAUUUGACAAUCUUACAGUGAUCAUCAUAUGCCUCUCCUCCCUUGACCAUGGGGAGUCAGAGCCAUCACCACCUCCCCAACGGAAAUUGAGAUGCUGUAGCCUCUCUGCAGAGGCUCUUUGUAGCUUGAGAAGCUUGUUGGAAGGCAAUGCUAGCAACUGAAUGUACAUACAAUUCAUCUAAUAAAGUGUUGUGGAGGUUACAUAAGCUGUUUUUGACUGCUUCAGGUUUAGGCGUAGGAAAAAGCAGCCAUCAUUUUUUCACGUUGUCUGUUGAUGUACAUAUCCCAGGGUUAGAGGAUGGUGGUGUAGAUAUGUAAUAUUUUUACAUUAUUAUUUUGUACUAGUCAAUUUUUUUCCACUAUGACACGACAUUUAUUUCA
Medicago truncatula (barrel medic) is the source of this 1601-nucleotide messenger RNA. RefSeq names its product probable protein phosphatase 2C 49. The record is from RefSeq and is a predicted model, not a curated record. Bases 209 to 1381 code for a protein of 390 amino acids. NCBI's taxonomy places the organism in Eukaryota, Viridiplantae, Streptophyta, Magnoliopsida, Fabales, Fabaceae. Gene Ontology annotation, biological process: protein dephosphorylation. Gene Ontology annotation, molecular function: cation binding; protein serine/threonine phosphatase activity. The transcript is spliced from 4 exons.